Pogonomyrmex barbatus (red harvester ant) is the source of this 1122-nucleotide messenger RNA. It is a transcript of the gene Pnn, whose product is annotated as desmosome associated protein-like protein pinnin. Gene Ontology annotation, cellular component: catalytic step 2 spliceosome. NCBI's taxonomy places the organism in Eukaryota, Metazoa, Arthropoda, Insecta, Hymenoptera, Formicidae. The record is from RefSeq and is a predicted model, not a curated record.
AGUCCAAUUUUUUUCAGAAUACCACAAAAACGAUUGCUACAAGAAGAUCGUCGAAGAAUUAUAACAGAAUUUGUGAAUAAUGAUCUACCUGGAGGCAAACGACGUUGGCAAAGUUCUAAUGUAGAACCAAAAACAGUUUUUAGUCGAUUAAGUGCACAUCCAUCUAUCGCAGAUGAUAGUGCUGAUGAAGAUGAUAGCAUUACUAAGCCUGCUGUAUCAUCCAGAGUAAUAGCCACUCCUCGAGAAAUUCCUUCGCGACAAGAAGUUAUCCGACGAGAAAGGACAGAUGAACGCAGUCGACAAAGAAAUAAACGUAUGUUUGGCGCACUUUUGGGUACUUUACAAAAGUUUAGACAGGAAGAAACUAAACUGAAAGCAAAGGAAGAUAAAAAAGCAGAAGUAGAAGCUAGAGUAGAAGAAGCUAGAAGACGAGAAAAAGAAGAAUUACGAAGAGAAAGACAACAAUUGUUUUUGUCACGUAAACGACAAUUAGCUGAAGUACGAGCACUAGAAGCAAAGCUUGCUCGUAGUCGACAAUUUCAAGAUUGGCGCAAUGCACAAUUAUCCCUUGCUUCGUUUAUAAAAACACACGCACAGCCUUCUAUUUAUUAUGUACCAAAGCGAAAACAUCCACAGACAGACAUAUUAUUAGCGCAGUGUACAAAAGAACUUUAUGAGGAAAUUGAAAAAAGAGAAAAAGCAUUGGUUGAAGAAUUAAAUUUAAUAGAAAUUCAAAUAGGAUUGAACAAACAUUCACAAAACAAUUUUGAAGAAUCUGCAUCUUUACAUACUGUAGAAGCUCCACGUUCAAUAGAGGAAGGUGAAGAAAAUCGAGAUCCCAAUCCAGAACAUAAUAUUGAAACUACAAUUAAUGAUAAUACUGAUAUUUCAAUGCAAUCCAUAAUAAAUGAAAAUUUUGAUGAUGAACAUACUACAGAGAAAAAAGAAGAAAUACAAUUGGACCAAGUUCAACCAGAUGCAAACAAUGGCUAGUAUCAAAUUUGCUAUAAUACAGAUUUGUGUAUACAUAUUAUGUACAUCUAACAGAUGAUAACUUUCAUAGUAAGUUCUUCAAACAUUGUUUUAUGAUUGAAUAAUUAAAAAUAUCUAAAAGACCAAAAA